UCCGCAAUAAAACCAGCCGCCUGCCGAGCCGGGCACGCACGCUGCCCGCCUCCGUCCGCUCCCUCGCCCCGCUCUUCGGAGGCCCAAAGGCCGUGCGCCUUCGAGCGCGGCUUCGCCGGCAGCGCCCUUGUGGAAUUCCCGACCCCUUUUCUCCUCGCCAUCCCCUUGCCAUUGGAGACAGGAGCUAGACUUUCUUGCGCAGGUACAGGCCCAACCAAGGUUGGGAUGGCGAACCUGACCAGCGCCUUUGCAAGCCUACAAUGCGCAGGGGCGAUGCAUGUCGGCAAAGUGCACAUGCAAGCUUCUGGACUGCCAUUUCUCUCUUUCAGAAGAUGCGCCCAGCUUGAUAUCUCCAGACUAGGUAGCAUGCCUCGUUUCAUGGGUGCAACAUCUGCUACUGUCUCCCAACAACAUGUGAGGCACAGGGUCAGGGCCAUCAGAGCCUCUACUCUCUCGUGCUUUCAAGACGACACCACAAAAUUCUUUGAUUUCGUGGUUAUUGGCAGUGGUGUUGCUGGCUUAAGGUAUGCUUUGGAAGUUUCAAAGCACGGCUCUGUUGCUAUUAUCACCAAAGCCGAGCCUCAUGAGAGCAACACAAACUAUGCACAAGGCGGUGUUAGUGCUGUUCUGUGUCCCUCGGAUUCUGUAGAAAGUCACAUGAAAGACACAAUUGUUGCAGGUGCUUAUCUGUGCGAUGAAGAGACUGUGAGGAUAGUUUGCACAGAAGGCCCAGAGCGCGUCAAGGAACUAAUUGCCAUGGGUGCCUCAUUUGACCAUGGUGAAGAUGGUAGGCUGCACCUUGCAAGGGAAGGUGGACAUUCUCACAACAGAAUUGUCCAUUCUGCUGAUAUGACUGGAAGAGAGAUUGAAAGAGCACUGCUGCAAGCAGUUGACAACGAUGAUAACAUUUCUUUGUUUGGUCACCACUUCGCCAUUGAUCUAUUGACAUGUCAGAAAAAUGGUGAAAUCCAUUGCUAUGGAGCGGAUUCGAUAGACAUCGAAACUCAGAAGGUAGUCCGUUUCAUCUCAAAAGUAACGUUGCUUGCAUCUGGAGGAGCUGGUCAUAUAUAUCCCACAACAACCAAUCCACCGGUAGCUACUGGGGACGGAAUUGCUAUGUCUCACCGUGCUCAGGCUGUAAUUUCCAAUAUGGAGUUUGUUCAGUUCCAUCCAACUGCACUUUCAGAUGAGGGCCUCCCAAUAAAGCCAACCACAAAAAGAGAGAAUGCAUUUCUCAUAACAGAAGCUGUCAGGGGGGAUGGAGGAAUCCUCUACAACCAGUCCAUGGAGAGAUUCAUGCCGCUGUACGAUGAUCGCGCGGAGUUGGCGCCGAGGGAUGUGGUUGCGAGGAGCAUAGAUGAUCAGCUGAAGAAGCGGGGCGAGAACUACGUCCUCUUGGACAUCAGCCACAAACCGAGAGACAAGGUUCUUGCUCACUUCCCCAACAUCGCCGCCGAGUGCCUGCGUUACGGCCUGGACAUCACCCGGCAGCCCAUCCCCGUCGUGCCCGCGGCGCACUACAUGUGCGGCGGCGUCCGGGCGGGGCUGCAGGGGGAGACGAACGUGAAGGGCCUGUACGUCGCCGGCGAGGUCGCCUGCACGGGGCUGCACGGCGCCAACCGGCUCGCGAGCAACUCGCUGCUGGAGGCCCUGGUCUUCGCCAGGAGGGCGGUGCAGCCGUCCAUCGACCACAUGGUGGACGCCGACGCCGGCGCGUCCCUCGCCGCUCGGUGGGCGCGCCCGACGCUCCCGUCGCCGUCGGCGCUCGGGGGCGGCGCGCUGUCGGACAUCGUGUCGCGGACGCGGCAGACGAGGACGGAGCUGCAGACCGUGAUGUGGGAGUACGUCGGCAUCGUGCGGUCGACGGGGCGGCUGAAGCAGGCCGAGUGGAAGAUCGGCGACCUGGAGUCGGAGUGGGAGGAGUUCCUGUUCCGGCGGGGGUGGACGCCGACCAUGGUGGGGAUCGAGGCCUGCGAGAUGCGCAACCUCUUCUGCUGCGCCAAGCUCGUCGUCAAGAGCGCGCUGGCCAGGCGCGAGAGCCGCGGCCUCCACUUCACCGAGGACUUCCCGUACCUGGAGGAGAGCAGGAGGAAGCCCACGGUGAUCUUCCCGGCCGCCGUCCAGGAGCUGACAUGGAGCUCCAAGCCGCUGCAGAGGCAGCUGCAGUGCAAAUAGAUGGCACUGGCAUGCUGCAGAUGCAGUUCAUGGAGCUGGGGCAUGGGGAUUCGUUAAUUUAUCAGAACUGGGUUGAAGUAGCCCGCUUUUUCAUUCGACAGCGAACUCAUAUUCAUCCAGUGAAACUGGAAUGUGAGUAAUAUUCAUCGGUUACAGAGUCAGGCUGAAGUAGCCUGUGUACUUGUGCCAAUCUUUAGCAUUCUUGCCAGUUCCAGCUGUUGUAACUUGUAAAAGAUAUUGUUGGAGCUGCAUUCUGAACCUUAA
Molecule: messenger RNA, 2439 nt
Organism: Panicum hallii
Lineage: Eukaryota; Viridiplantae; Streptophyta; Magnoliopsida; Poales; Poaceae
Product: L-aspartate oxidase, chloroplastic
Exons: 8
Coding region: 226-2175 (649 amino acids)
Biological process (GO): NAD+ biosynthetic process
Molecular function (GO): L-aspartate oxidase activity
Source: RefSeq, a predicted model, not a curated record